AUGAUGUUCCUCGUUUUUGCCGCCGGCGGACUCGUCGUGGCUGCAGCCGUACUAGUGGCGGCGGCUUGGAGUGUGCAACGGGUGCCGCCCUUCAACAUAGCCGACUGCCACGCGUUGGUGACUGGCGGAAGCACAGGUAUUGGUUUGGAGACUGCUCGUCAGUUAGUCCGUCAGGGUGCGAAAGUCGUCGUCGUAUCGGCGCGUCGGACGGAUGUGUUGCGGGCUGCAGUAGCGGAGCUCCGGGCGGAGGCCGGGAAGGACGGCACGCAGGUGUUUUACGUGGAGAUGGACGUGAGCGAUGAGGCGUCGGUGGCACGCGCCGUGAAUGAGGUUGAGGCGACGAUGACGGGGGGUGCCGGGCUUGACCUUGUGGUGUGCAACGCUGGCUUCUCCAUUCCAUUGCGCUUUCUUGAAACCUCCGCCGACGACGUCCGCCGUAUGUUGGAAGUAAACUACUUUGGUUGUGUCCAUGUGGUGCGGGCAGUGUUGCCGGCAAUGCUGCAACGGCGUCGUGGUCGCAUUGUGCUGGUGAGCAGUUUGGCUUCCCGCUGUGCCAUUGCCGGUUAUUCGUCCUACGCAGCCUCCAAGGCCGCUGUUCGUGCCUUUGCUCACAGUCUUGACAUGGAGAACAGUUGUUUGGGGGUGCGAUUUCAGGUUGUGUGCCCGCCGGACAUCGAGACGCCGGGGCUGCAUAGUGAAAACCUCCGCAAGAGUCCUGAGUGUAAGGCAAUUUCGUCCUUUGGCGGCAAUGUCCCCUACACUGCAGAGGCCAUGGGCCGGUGUAUCGUAAAAAAUAUUAAGCGGUAUCGCUUUGACGUGGUCCUGGGAAGCGAUGCGGUGCUGCUGAGUUUGGGCUCCGCUGGGAUCGAGCCCGCCACGAGUUUAUUAGAGCUCCUCUUUCAGUUCCUCUUUGCAGGGUGGUUGCGGCUGAUUAUGGCUGUUUACUCCAAGCUGCAUUACCGUAUUGUUCAGCGUGUGCGUGGCGAGGAGGUAACCCCGGUGAAAGACAAGGAUGUGUGA
Messenger RNA from Trypanosoma rangeli, 1020 nucleotides. Its product is annotated as short chain dehydrogenase. The transcript has a single exon. Gene Ontology annotation, biological process: sphingolipid biosynthetic process. The record is from RefSeq and is a predicted model, not a curated record. Gene Ontology annotation, molecular function: 3-dehydrosphinganine reductase activity. NCBI's taxonomy places the organism in Eukaryota, Euglenozoa, Kinetoplastea, Trypanosomatida, Trypanosomatidae. Gene Ontology annotation, cellular component: endoplasmic reticulum membrane. The coding region runs from base 1 to 1020 and encodes 339 amino acids.